This is a messenger RNA of Echinops telfairi (small Madagascar hedgehog), 738 nucleotides long. RefSeq names its product melanoma-associated antigen B3. NCBI's taxonomy places the organism in Eukaryota, Metazoa, Chordata, Mammalia, Afrosoricida, Tenrecidae. Gene Ontology annotation, cellular component: nucleus. The record is from RefSeq and is a predicted model, not a curated record. Gene Ontology annotation, biological process: negative regulation of transcription by RNA polymerase II.
AUGGCGGCCUCUCCUAUGGUGCUGUCCACGGCCUUAUCUGCCCUAGAGCAGAUGCUUCAGCCCAGAUACUCAGCCGAGUCCCUGGCAUUAGAAGGACGGUCUAAGACCUUCAGUUGCUGUUGGGUGCUAAUUUUAUUGAAAUUCCUGAUUCAACUAUAUAAAAGAAAAAAGACCAUUAUGAAGAAAGACGUGUUGUAGACUGUCCAUAAGUGCCACUUCCAGGAGAUUUUCAAGAGAGCUUCUUUCAGCAUUGAGGUAGUUGGCAUUGACUUAAAGGAAGUUGACUGCACCAAGCAGGCCUAUGCCUUUGUCAGCAAAAUGCACCUCCCUAACAAUGAGAUGCUCCAUGGAAGGGGUUUGCCCCAAACCGGUCUCUUGACUCUCCUGGGUUUGAUCUUCAUGAAGGGCAACUGCGCCAGUGAGGAAGGUAUCUGGGAAUUCCUAAAUAAGAGGAGGAUUUAUGAUGAAAAAAGGCACUUCAUCCAUGGGGAACCUAGGAAACUCAUCACACAGGAUUUUGUGGAUCUAAAGCACCUGGAAGACUGGCAGGGCUCCAACAGUCAUCCUCCUUGCCAGGAAUUCCUGUGGGGCCCCAGAGCCUACUCUGAAACCACCAAGAUGAAAGUCCCGGAGUUUGGGGCCAAGGUCAAGUCCACUGAACCCACGACCUUCCCAUACUGGUAAGAAGAGGCUUUGAAGGAAGAAGAAAUGAAGUAAGAAGCAAAUUCACAGUUAUAA